Colletotrichum truncatum is the source of this 192-nucleotide messenger RNA. RefSeq lists its product as uncharacterized. The record is from RefSeq and is a predicted model, not a curated record. NCBI's taxonomy places the organism in Eukaryota, Fungi, Ascomycota, Sordariomycetes, Glomerellales, Glomerellaceae.
AUGGCCAAGUUCAGCAUUGUCUUGCUUCUCGCCGCUAGCUCCUUGGCCUUUGGCAGCCCUGCUGCUGUCCAGCCUGAGGCUCGUCAAGCCGCUGGAUGCCAGCCCGACUACACAGUUUGCCGUGAAGGGUGGGCUUGGUGCUGCUACAGCUCCUCCUCUUGCUACGAGUUUGCCCCUCCAAUGCCUUGCUAG